Parasteatoda tepidariorum (common house spider) is the source of this 5555-nucleotide messenger RNA. RefSeq names its product sodium leak channel non-selective protein na (gene na). NCBI's taxonomy places the organism in Eukaryota, Metazoa, Arthropoda, Arachnida, Araneae, Theridiidae. Gene Ontology annotation, biological process: positive regulation of synaptic transmission, GABAergic; calcium ion transmembrane transport; positive regulation of synaptic transmission, cholinergic. Gene Ontology annotation, molecular function: voltage-gated calcium channel activity. The record is from RefSeq and is a predicted model, not a curated record. Gene Ontology annotation, cellular component: voltage-gated calcium channel complex; plasma membrane.
UGCGCGUUGCGCAAGAUGCGCACUCCGUUUUUAGUUUCGAUAUUUUGAUCUUCUGCAAUGUUUAUAUUUGAGGUUCAUUAAAGACUGGCUAAUUAAAGAUUUUAAUUGUAGUUAUUUUUUAACUGUUAUAAUAUUUCAUGGGGUAAAAAGGUUGCAUAGUUCCUAUUUCUAUUAAUUUUUUCAUUCUUCUUACGUUAUUUAUUUUUUUUUUAAUUUAUAAAAAUCAUGUAAUUAUUUUGCUGGAAUUAUCUAUCUAAAACUUUGGUUAAAGUAAAUUAAUUUCAUCAUGUUGGGUCGAAAGCAAAGUAUGAAAGGUGACGAAGGACUUGCUGAUUAUGGAGCUGGUGAAACUCUAACUCAACUAGGAAUAACAGGAGAUGUUGAUUGGGUAUGGGUGCGACGUUUACUUCGCCUCUGUGCUCUGAUUAGUUUGGUAUCAGUGAGUUUGAAUACUACUCGAACGUUUGAACGUUACGAAUAUUUAUUUUAUGCCACAUUUGUUGCUGAUAUUAUAGUCACAGUUCUUUUUACCAUUGAGAUGAUUGUCAAAAUGUACAUUCGUGGGUUUAUAAUGGGGGAUUUUUCUUAUUUAAAAGAUCGUUGGUGUCAGUUUGAUGCUACAAUGGUUUUCUUUCUAUGGAUAUCCGUUAUUUUACAGAUUUUUGAAAUGGUUCUGGUUGUGCCAAAAUUUUCAUACCUCUCAAUUUUGAGGGCUCCUCGUCCUUUAAUCAUGAUUCGCUUCAUACGAGUUUUUUUGAAAUUUCAGAUGCCAAAAUCAAGAAUCAAUCAAAUAUUCAAGCGCUCAAGUCAACAAAUAUACAAUGUGACAUUAUUUUUCCUCUUCUUCAUGUCAUUAUAUGGCUUAUUAGGUGUUCAAUUUUUCGGAGAAAUGUCAAAUCAUUGUGUUGUUAAUGGCACUGAUCCAGAUAACGUAACUCUUGAUGACCUUGCUAUUCCUGAUACAUAUUGUUCAAAUAUUCCUGAUGCUGGUUAUCGAUGUCCCGAAGGUAUGGUUUGCAUGGAAUUGGAACUCCCCAAAAGUAUUUCAGGUUUUAAUGGAUUUGAUGACUUUGCUCACAGUUUUUUUACUGUGUACCAAGCUGCUUCUCAAGAAGGCUGGGCUUUACUUAUGUAUAAAGCUAUGGAUAGUCUACCAGCAUGGAGAGCCAUUGUUUAUUUUACUACAAUGAUUUUCUUUUUAGCUUGGCUGGUCAAGAAUGUUUUCAUUGCUGUGAUCACUGAAACUUUUAAUGAAAUUCGAGUGCAGUUUCAGCAAAUGUGGGGAGAGAGAGGUGCAAUUCAAACUGUAACAACUGCUCAGUUAUUGAAAGGGGAUGAUUCAGGUUGGAAAUUAAUAACUGUUGAUGAGAAUAAAGGAAGAGGUAAAGCUCCCCAUUGCUUACAAGUUUUCCUUCAAUCUGCUGUCUUCCAAGUUAUUGUCAUGGUGGUCAAUGUAGCUAAUGCAAUAGUUGCUGCCAGUAUUAAGUUUGAACAUGAUGGAAGACCCAGGGAGGAAUUUUACAAACAUUUUUAUUUAGCAGAGGUUGGUUUUACAAUAUUUUUUGAUUUAGAAGUUAUAUUUAAAAUAUGGUGUCUAGGAUUUCAUGGCUACUAUAGAAGAUCCCUUUAUAAAUUUGAAUUGUUGUUAGCUAUAGGAACGACUUUCCACAUAAUCCCUGAUUUAUAUAUGUCUGAGCUCUCUUCAUUUCAGGUAUUACGAAUAGUUAGACUUAUUAAAGCAUCACCUGUUUUAGAAGAUUUUGUUUAUAAAAUCUUCGGCCCUGGAAAAAAACUUGGCAGUUUAAUUAUCUUUACUAUGUGCUUGCUUGUGAUCACUUCAAGCAUUAGUAUGCAGCUAUUUUGUUCUCUGAAUGAUUUCACGAAAUUUGAAGCUUUUCCUGAAGCAUUCAUGUCAAUGUUUCAAAUUCUCACCCAAGAAGGUUGGGGAGAAGUUAUGAAUGAAACCAUGCUCCGUACAAGCAGUAUUGGACCUUUUGUAGCCAUAUAUUUUAUAUUAUACCAUCUAUUUGUGACUCUUAUUGUGCUGAGUCUUUUCGUUGCUGUUAUCUUGGAUAAUCUAGAAUUAGAUGAAGAUAUAAAGAAAGUAAAACAGCUAAAAGCCAGAGAGCAGAGUGCUGGUAUAAAGGAAGGAUUGCCCUUAAGAUUGCUUUUAUUUGAACGUUUUCCUGAUAGCCCCCAAAUGAGUCGCUUAAACAAAGUACCAUCUGAGUUUAUUGUACCGAAAGUAAGAGAAAGCUUUAUGCGUCAGUUUGUUGAUGAUCAGCCUGAAGAAUCUCCAACGAUGAAAAAACUGAGUGAAAAUGAAGAUACUUUAGUUACUUUUCGCAAAACAAAACCUUUAAAAUUAAUGGCAUCUCCCUAUAAAGUCAGAAAUACUACUAAUAUCCUACGUAAAGCUAGUGUGACAAACAUAGUUAUUGAUUCAAAUAAUCAGCGUUUACUUGUUGGUGAUUCUGGACAAAUUCCAGUUCUUGGCAAAGGACCUAAACAAGCCGCUAGUCAAAAAACUAUUCGUUUAGAUCGGAGGAGUAUGCGGCGAUCUAUGAGAGGUUCAAUAAAAAUCAAGCAAACUUAUGAUCACUUGCGUGAAAAUGGGGAAGGUACAGCUAUAAAUCCUACAACUUCAAGAAGUCCUCAUGAUUUUGAUAUAAAAUUGUUACAACAGAAAAGACAGCAAGCUGAAAUGAAAAGAAAUCAAAGGGAAGAAGAUUUAAGAGAAAACCACCCAUAUUUCGAUACUCCUCUCUUUAUGGUUGCCCGUGAAAGUAAAUUUCGUAAACUUUGCCAAACAAUUGUUUGGGCUCGUUAUGACCCUCAAAUCCGGGAUCCUGUAACUGGCAAGGAAAGAAAAAUCAAAUAUAAAACUUUUCAUAAUUUAUUAGGCCUAGUCACUUAUUUAGACUGGUUUAUGAUUUGGAUUACAACGCUGUGUUGCAUUUCGAUGAUGUUCGAGACGCCUCAAAGAAGAGUCAUGAAUACAGCUGUAUUGCAGAUUGCUGAGUAUGUCUUUGUGACAGCUAUGAGCCUGGAAAUUAUUCUUAAAACUUUGGCUGAUGGUUUAUUUUUCACACCAAAAGCAUUAAUUAAAGAUGCCGCUGGAGUUAUGGAUUUCUUUAUUUUUGCUAUCAGUUUAGUAUUUCUGUGUUGGAUGCCGCAAAAAGUUCCAUCCCAAUCUGGAGCCCAAGUUCUAAUGAUUUUGAGGUGUGUACGUCCAUUACGUAUUUUCAGCCUUGUUCCUCAUAUGCGCAAAGUGGUCUAUGAACUUUGUCGUGGUUUCAAAGAAAUUCUUUUGGUAUCUGUCUUGCUUAUUGUUUUGAUGUUUGUCUUUGCUUGUUAUGGUGUUCAUAUGUUUGGCGGGCGACUGACUAGAUGCAAUGACCCUGAUAUAAAAGAACGAGAAAAAUGUGUUGGAGUGUUUAUAAGAAAGAUAUUCAUCACCAAAAUGAAACUACAGCCAGGUGAAAAUAAAUCAUAUCCUGCAAUGCUUGUCCCCAGAGUUUGGGCUAAUCCUCGAAGAUUUAAUUUUGAUAAUAUAGGAAAUGCAAUGCUGGCAUUAUUUGAAGUUCUUUCAUUUAAAGGAUGGUUAGAUAUUCGAGAUGUCUUAUUGCAACGACUUGGAACAGCACAUGCUAUCUACAUACACAUUUUUGUAUUUCUUGGUUGUAUGAUCGGUCUAACACUGUUUGUGGGAGUGGUGAUUGCAAAUUACAGUGAGAACAAGGGUACUGCGUUACUCACUGUUGAUCAGAGACGAUGGUGUGACUUGAAAAAGAGAUUAAAAAUAGCUCAACCUCUUCAUCUGCCACCAAGACCUGACAGAUAUAAAUUCAGAGCUUUUAUAUAUGAUAUUACCCAAAAUAUUUAUUUUAAGCGUUUCAUUGCUGUUUUAGUACUUACAAAUAGCAGUCUUCUGUGUGUUAGUUGGGAAGCGGAUGAACAUCAUACGAUACCUCUAGCCACUGUUUCUGCUGCAUUUACUUUGCUUUUUACAAUAGAAGUAAUUAUGAAAGCAAUAGCAUUUACGCCGAGGGGCUACUGGCAGAGCAGGAGAAAUAGAUAUGACCUUUUCGUGACAGUAGUUGGCGUGAUUUGGGUUGCUACUCAUUUCAUGCUAAUGAAUAAUACGAGCAAUUCAAUUGGUUAUACAGUUGUCAUCCUGCGAUUUUUUACAAUUACUGGAAAGCAUGCCACUCUGAAGAUGCUAAUGCUCACCGUUGUGGUAUCUGUGUAUAAAAGUUUCUUCAUUAUCAUGGGAAUGUUUCUAUUAAUUUUAUUUUACGCAUUGACGGGAGUUCUACUGUUUGGUACUGUUAAAUUUGGAGAAAAUAUUGGAAGGCAAGCAAAUUUUCAAACUGUUCCUAGUGGAAUAGCUAUGUUGUUUCGAAUUGUAACUGGUGAAGAUUGGAAUAAGAUUAUGCAUGAUUGCAUGUUAAGUCCUCCAUAUUGUACUCUUGGUGAAAAUUACUGGGAAACUGACUGUGGAAACUUCACUGGAAGCCUCAUUUAUUUUUGUUCAUUUUAUGUAAUAAUAACAUAUAUCGUUCUAAAUCUUUUAGUUGCUAUUAUUAUGGAGAAUUUUUCAUUAUUUUAUUCAAAUGAAGAAGAUGCUCUUCUUAGCUAUGCCGAUAUCCGCAAUUUUCAAAACACUUGGAAUAUGGUUGAUACUCAACAAAGAGGUCUUAUUCCAGUUAAAAGAGUAAAAUUUCUGCUUCAAUUGCUCAAGGUAAACCUUAAGGGAAGACUGGAAGUUGAGCCUGACAGAGAUCGCCUUCUCUUCAAACACAUGUGUUAUGAAAUGGAAAGAAUUCAUAAUGGAGAUGAUGUCACUUUUCAUGAUGUCUUAAACAUGCUGUCCUAUCGAUCAGUAGAUAUCAGAAAAGCAUUGCAGCUUGAAGAACUUUUAGCAAGGGAAGAACUUGAAUACCUUAUUGAGGAAGAAGUAGCCAAGCAAACAAUACGCCAGUGGUUAGAUAAGUGUCUCCGUCGAAUCAAGGCUCAAAAGCAACAAAACAGUUUAAUCAAUAGUUUGAGGGCUACAACUGAAGCAUUGCUUGCGGGCACAGAAAUUCUUCCUAACAAGCCUGUUGCCUCAGAAACUAAAGACGAAAGCAAAGAAGAAGCAUCGGCUGCUUCUGCGAGGCAUCGUAAAAAGGGCCAGCUGCCCGGAAGAUCGGACAGCAUUUCCUCCCAGAGUGGGAGAAAAUUUUUGGCCCCUUCCCUUUCUGAUGGAGCUGCACGGGCUGAAAAGGAUAGGUUUCCAACAAAAAAAUGGAAUGCAAGGCAACCAGGAUCCAAAAAUCUUCCAGACUUGAGUGAAAGCAGUGAACUGUCUUCCCCUACUCCCGAAGAAGAUGAAGGGGGUGCCCAACCCAUAACUCAAAAAAUGAUCACUGUAGUCGUAGAUGUCCAGUCAUGGUGGACUUCACAGCUCGGCUACAAUAGUGGUUCCGAUUCUGAAGACUAAGUGUUAUGAAUUUUGGUGUUCUCCCAUAAUAUGUGAAAUUUUGGGUGUAAUAAAAAUUGUAUGUUGUGUA